ACAGGGAGUGAGCAAGUAUGUUUUAACCACCGGGAGGCUUUGUUUAGCGACACAGAUGUGUGUACUGACAUUGUGUAAAUAACAAUAUUAGAGGACAACAGUACUUUUUCACAGAUGUCAUCGAAUUUUGCGGACGAGGGCAAUAGUUGUCCGUCUUGAAAUCUUUCGGUUGGGCUUUCCCCGCCGCAGUUAGGUUAGCCCCGCUGCUCACCGUGCCCUGCUAGCUAGCUGCUUGAGGCACCGGGCUGAUAUGGCGGAGGUGGAGUCCUCGGUUGAAUUCUCCAGCUCUUUGACGAGCUCCACUCUUCCGCCACCGAGGACCCGCAUCUUUAAGAUCAUCGUUAUCGGGGACUCCGGGGUGGGGAAGACCUGCCUCACCUACCGCUUUUGUGCCGGGAAGUUCCCCGAGAAGACCGAAGCCACAAUCGGAGUGGACUUCAGGGAGAGGCUGGUGGAGAUUGACGGCGAGAAAAUUAAGAUCCAGCUGUGGGACACAGCAGGCCAGGAGCGCUUCAGGAAGUCCAUGGUGCAGCACUACUACCGCAACGUGCACGCUGUUGUCUUUGUCUAUGACGUUACCAGUGCCGCCAGCUUCCGCAGUCUUCCAGCCUGGAUCGAGGAGUGCAAGCAGCAUGCUCUGGGCACAGAGGUCCCGCGGAUCUUAGUUGGCAACAAAUGCGACCUCCAGGACUCAAUCCAAGUGGGCACAGACGUGGCACAGCAGUUUGCCGAUGCCCACUCCAUGCCAUUGUUUGAGACAUCUGCCAAGAAUCCCACUAACCAGGGAGAUGGUAGCUACGGUCGUGGAAACAGUGAUCAUGUGGAGGCUAUUUUCAUGACGGUGGCCCACAAGCUGAAGUCUCAGAAGCCGCUGGUGCUGAGCCAGCCGCCUGGGGGGCCCGGUGGCCCAGGAGGCACCGUCACCCUAGGCAGGGCGAGGGACGAUGGGGGGGAUGGAGCAAGAAGCUGGGGCUGCAGCAGCUGCUGAAAAAAGGAUAGGUGGAGGGAAAAGAGGAAGAAACCUUCAGGAGGACAACAGGAUGGAAGACAGAGAACUGAAGGAAGAGUGGAAGACAGAGAAAAAGCAUGGAUAGAAAGUGGCUUUGCUGUCAGAGAAAAAAAACAUAGAAGAAUGUUUCCAUCAGAGGAGAAGACUUUUGCUAAAUGCUUGUGCUUGCCUUUAUAAUUGACUUUAAACAAUUUUUGGGUAGUAGUGCGAUUUCUGAUUUGGAAUGCCAAAAUCUGCUGUUGGACUAUAGAAAUGCUCCUCAGCAGGCCAAAAACCUGAUCCUGAAUCUUUUUUUUUUUUUUUUUUCAAGUUUCAUUUCACUGAUUUACAUGGUUGCUGUGGUCAUGGACGAAUGGAAGUAAAGUAGAAUAGAAAAGGAAAUAAUACCUUUGGCGGAAGGAGUAAUAACCCAAAGCAGCAGUUCUCAUUACAUAUCAUAUCACUUUUGAUAUUGUUUCAGUAGAUCAAAGCAAGAUCGAAAACAAGCAAAUCAUGACAAAAAUAUAACACAACCACAGAAGUAGAAUAGAAUGGAAAGAGGUUCUGUGUCAGGAACAUUGACACAAACAGAUAUUUUUUGUGGAAAUUGGACUGUGUAAUCGAGUAGUCAUGGAGGAGUAACUGAAUUUAAUCAGUAUCACCGGUCACAUCGUAUAAAUAAGCUUCACUAUGACUUGAUGUGACAGCAGAGUUCCUAUUCUGCGUUUUGCAUUUAUUUGCAUUGUCACUCAUAGCUUAUACCCUGUAAAAUGUUUGGGGUCAGUUUGCUUUGAAUUAAGAGGUAGGCUUUCUGUGAAAUCCCCAAAUUGAAAACCUUGAUUACAGCUUGAGGAAACAAUUGUGUAUGAAUAUUUUAUUGACAACGAACGCAUAUAAAUUUAACUUCUUCCAUUUUCAUACUACUUUACAAAACCAAUGUCAACUGCACUGGAAUGACCACACAUCCAUAUUUAUCAUCCUCUCAGUAAUAAUGUAGGUUCCCCAAGUGUCAUGGUCAAGGACAUUUCAAGAAAAUCCAUACACUUACCCUUUCUUAAUAUGUCUCAUCUGGGUUCUGGUUCUGUAACUUCAAGCCAGUGAGCUGUGCUGUACUUGGCCUGCUCAGCUACCUGUUAAUCCCAGGUAACUUCACAGCUUUAAUGUCUGGGUUAGCUGCAGGGAAGUAUCUUGUGAAUCUUGGUGAAUCUUGUCUGUUCAGGGUGAAUUUGAGUUUUGGCCAGGUGGAAUGUCCAUCAGCAGAUUACACUGUUGUGAAAAUGGGUUCAAGACUUCAGAGAGGUCCAGGCCUGUGCUGGCCUGAUAAGAUGGCUUUGAUUUGGUUGGCACAGUAUGGUCGGGCUCAUGAUGCCACUGCAAGCAUUUAUAAGACCAUUAGUCUACACUAAAUAUUGGAUUAGUAAGACCUAGGCUUUAGCUUGGAGGAAAUCAGGCAUGUAAUUUGUGAAAGCUGCAACCAGGUUCACACUAAACUAACUUACUUGGGGUUAGAGCCUGAGGUCUCUGCCCUGACAAACCUGUGCUUCAUCAACCAAGCGAGUCAGUCAUGUAGUAGUGGGGCUCAUAAUCUUUAUAGCUGUGUCCUGCAAGGAUACAUGCACAAUGAAGUUGUUUGGUGUUGGGGACUGAAAGCUCACUACUCUGGUAUAUUGGCAUAAUCCACUUUGUUUAUAUGGCAUUAUGUAAAUUUAGAACCUCGGAAAUGUUCACUCAUAUCAUGUCAGCGUAACCAUACAACUCAACACUACCAGUUCAAGUUAAAUUUGGCCAGUUUUUUUUUUUUUUUUUUUUUUGGAGAUUGUCUGCCUGGUUGUCUUAUAGCCCCUGCUGACUGUAGGAAGCCAUGGAACAGGCUCAAUGCUUCCACAGGACACAGUUCAGACAAAGUUCCUGGAAUCUGAUCUUGUCCCUGCUCAUGGUGUGAUGCUAAAAUCUGAGUAAUGGCAAGACUUAGGAGCUAGCAGUUCUGUUUAUCUUGAUUAGUCAAGCACUGAUGACACUUCUGUAUACAUGUCCUGUCAUUAUAGACCUACAGAAGUCCCAGGUAAUGAAAAGUUCUGGGUCUUGAAAAAGGUUGUUAAUGUUAGACCAGAGCAAGUGAUCACAGCCCAUGAUCACUUGGGAAAGUUGAACAAUAGGACAACAAUUGGACAAUCUCACAUAGAUGUGGUGUGUUCCUCUAAUUUAUCCCUCUGAAACUGUCCUUUUCACUGGCUCAUGCUCCAAAUGUUAAAUUAUGUGUUUGGGAGAAAGUCAUCAGAAACAAAAGGAUGCAAAGGGAACCUGUAAGGAACGCCUGUGGACUUCAUGCUUAGUCCAUGGGAUGGAGUUUAGAAAAUGAGGUUAUAGCUUUUUUUUUUUUUAAGGUAUGUGGUGUUUGUGUGUUCAUCCCUCAGUGUAUGAAAGGCUGUACAAUUGCUAGACCAGUAAACAAGAAUAUUGUAUUGUGUAGCCUGCGAAUCAAAUGGUGAAAACACACACUUCUCAGUCUACAAGUUUUUGCAGUGUACACCUCUCAGGUGUCUCAACAUGUAAAUGGAUGCCUAUAGCCAUUGCUUAUCCUGUAUGUAAGUUUAUGAUACAUUAUUCAGCAUGUCUUGCAUACACCAUUGUAUAAGAGCUGAUAGAAUCAAAUGAUUUCCUCUUAAGCCAUGAUGUACCGUAGGUUGUUAUGGUAACCUGCUGGGAUCCCAUUGUUUUGCAGCAGUGUCUAGUGAUUCAUGAUGUCAUUGUUGCCAGUGUUGCUCUCUGGGCUCUUGUGGCCACAGCUGGUCCUGUGGCUCCUCUGUUGUUCAAGCUGUACACCACCUUCUCCUAAUACUGAGGGACACUGAGCAUCGAUUAUACCAAAUGGCCUUUCAGGAUUCCCUUGGUUUAGAGGCUAUGCAUUUGGAUGGAAAGAACACAAGCACCAAGACCACAGUCUUUCAUCUCCUUGUAUGCAUCUGGCCUGUGUCAGUAAUGUGAAAAGAGAAGAAAAGGGAAUGUGGGUGUUUAGUUUCCAAUUUGGAUGCUUUUUUUCUGUUCUGUUGUUUCUGUGCUAAAGACAAAUGACUGACUGCCACCCCCUCCCCACCACCAUUUAUUUUGCCUUACUUUUGUUCAUUGUUGCUGUGAACAACAAAAAGUACUGUACAUGUACUCUAUGGAACAUCAUUCAGUAGCUCAUUGCAAGUGCUCUGGAAAAAAAAAAUCUAAGUACAGUAUGACAUAAAUUCACCCAGAGACUAAUGAGUGAAGCAAACUAUAGACUACAGAAAAGGGAGAA
Messenger RNA from Myripristis murdjan (pinecone soldierfish), 4274 nucleotides. It is a transcript of the gene rab33ba, whose product is annotated as RAB33B, member RAS oncogene family a. Gene Ontology annotation, molecular function: GTPase activity; GTP binding. The coding region runs from base 251 to 988 and encodes 245 amino acids. Gene Ontology annotation, biological process: Rab protein signal transduction. The transcript has 2 exons. The record is from RefSeq and is a predicted model, not a curated record. NCBI's taxonomy places the organism in Eukaryota, Metazoa, Chordata, Actinopteri, Holocentriformes, Holocentridae.